AUCAAACACAAUCACAAAUCUCCUGAGAAAGAUUAAGAAACCAACGUAACCAAAACCAAUCAAGAAUCGGUUUAAACAAGAAUCUUCAUAUUGGUCUUUCUUUGUAAACACUAAUGGCUUCAUUGCAACUUUCAAGAUUAGUUCUUUCGUCUUCUUCUUCUUGUUCAAGACCUAAAGCAGCAGUUUCAAUCCCGAAACUACCGAAAUUUCACGUCUCGGUUCCGAAAAUACCGAUAAAGAAGCAAACUUUAUCGGUUAAAGAACCGAUCUUUGAGUUUGUAGAAAGUCUUCCUCUUUCGUUGAAACAGAGGAGAGGCUCUGACUCUAUCCAAAGAGCGCGUCUUAAUGCGGUUCUUGAAGAAGUUAUGGAUAGGAUUGAGAUGCACAAGAACAUUGGAGAUCAACGUAACAAUUGGAACUCUCUAUUGCUCAAUUCUGUCAACAUGAUUACUCUCACCGCGGCUUUGAUGGCCGGAAUAGCCUCGGUUAAUGGUCACGGUGUAGAUUCUGUGACCGCGGUGAAGAUAGCUUCAACGGUGUUGUUAACCUCUGCAACGGGUUUCACUGCCUUGAUGAGCAAGAUUCAACCUUCGCAGCUAGCUGAAGAACAGAGGAAUGCGACGAGGCUGUUCAAGAAGCUGAGAGUCGAAAUCGAAAAGUUUCUGAGAGAAAACGAGGAGAUCGAAGAAGAAGAUGUGAAGGAAGCGAUAAAGAAAGUGUUGUCUCUAGACAAAGCUUACCCUCUUCCUCUAAUCGGAACAAUGCUGGAGAAGUUUCCGGAAGAGUUUAAACCCGCGACUUGGUGGCCUGAAAACAAAAGGGAAAACCCUAAAAGCGGUCUAGCGAAUGGGUGGAGCCAAGAGCUCGAAACGGAGAUGAGAGAAGUUGCUCAUGUGGUGAAGAGCAGAGACGCAGAAGAAUAUGAGAAAUUAGGUAACGUGGCGUUGAAGCUAAACCGGUUCUUGGCUAUCUCUGGACCAGUUUUAACCGGAGUUUCUGCAGUGAGCUCUGUUUUUAUCGGUCAAGAUUCCGGUUUAGCCGGAAUCGUGGCAAUGACUUGUGCUUCUUUAGCCGCGGUGGUCAACACUUUAGAACAUGGUGGUCAAGUGGGAAUGGUGUUUGAGAUGUAUAGAAACUCAGCUGGAUUCUUCUCUCUAUUAGAAGAAACGAUGAAAUCGACGGAGAAGAGAGAGAACGGACAAGUGUUUGAGACAAGAGUUGCGGUGAAGCUAGGGAGAAGCUUAUCGGAACUGAGAGAUCUCGCGAAAAGAUCGAAUCUCUCUCAGGUUGAGGCUAAUGAAUUCGCAAGCAAGCUUUUCUAGUUUUUGUUAGAGAGAACAUUCUUCAUUCUUUUU
Messenger RNA from Arabidopsis arenosa, 1355 nucleotides. The record is from the annotation of a GenBank genome assembly. Lineage: Eukaryota; Viridiplantae; Streptophyta; Magnoliopsida; Brassicales; Brassicaceae.